UCGCCGCAGCUUAGGCGAGAGAGCUUCCUCGGAGCCGGGAUGUCUUCGCCGGCCUCGUCCUCCUCCGCCUCUGAUGCGGAGGCUCCCUCCGGAGCCCCGGCGACGAAGGCGGCGGCGCUGCUGCUGUGGGAGCGCGCCUGGUCCCUCGAAGAGGUUCGCUCCAGGAGCCAGUCCUGGUCCCUGGCGGCCGACGCAGGGCUUUUGCGGUUUCUGCAAGAGUUCUCCCAGCAAACAAUCUCCAGAACACAUGAAAUAAAGAAGCAGAUGGACAGACUGAUUCAUGAAACUAAAAGUAUAGAUUGCCGCCUACACAAUGUCUUCAAUGGUUUCCUCAUGCUUUCCAAUAUGCAGUUCAUUGAAAAUAGAGUAUAUGAUGAUGAAAUGGAUGAACUCAUAUCUAAAACUGAAGGAGGAGACAAACCAGAACAGGAGAAAACCCGUGAACAGAAAGAAGCUGAUUUGAUUCCCAAAAUCCAGGAAGCCAUCAAUUUUGGGCUGCAGGUAUUAGACAGUGCCUUUGAACAACUGGAUAUAAAAGCAGGGAACUCAGACUCUGAAGAAGAAACCAAUGAAAGGCUGGAAUUAAUACUAGAGCCUAAGGAUCUUUACGUUGAUCGACCUUUGCCGUAUUUAAUUGGCUCCCAACUGUUUAUGGAACAAGAUGAUGUUGGGCUUGGUGAUCCUUCCAGUGAAGGUUCAGUGGAUGGUGACCAUGGAAGCCUGAUGGACAGUGAAGGAAAAGAAGAAGAGGAACUGGAAGAAUUUGGGACUACAAGUGAUGAAGAUCAGAAACAGAGGACAGUACUGAUGAGUGAUGAAGAUGAAGACCUUUUUGGUGACUAUGAAAAAGGAGAAGAGGAAGAGGGUGACCUAGAAGAAAAUACAACAUUGAAAAGACCUACAUCAUUUACUGAUGAACUUGCAGCCCGAAUCAAAAGGGAAGAGCUAUGUAAACAAGAGGAAGAACAACUGUAUAUGAAAAAUAAGACUAUAGUCACUGUUAAGGAAGAUGUUAAUGUUUUCUCAGAUGAUGAGGACAUCUUUAAGCCCCCCAAGCUAACUGAUGAAGAUUUCUCACCAUUUGGUUCUAAAGAUGGACUCUUCAGUGGUGGGACAGGACUCUUCGAUGAUGAGAGGGAUCUUUUUGCUGAAUUUUCAAAAGAGGAAGAUACAGUGGCAGAAGAAGCACGAAUCCCAAUAAAUGAUGAGCCAUCAUCAAAAGCAGUAAAGAAAGUUCCUGCUGGAGCAGUUUCUCUCUUUCCAGGUAUAAAUGAUGUAUUUAGCCCUUCUUCAGUACCAUUGGAGAAAGAGAAUAAAAGAUUGGCAGAAUCAAUUACAGAUAAGUCUCCCAAGCUAGACGAAGCUCCUGGUCUAUUUGAUGAGGACAACAAUUUUGAAUCCAGUAAAAGUACUUCUGUUAUAGCCAAAUCUUCUGUGGAUUUCUUUGAUGUUGAUGAGGAUCUAUUCAAGGAAAGGCCUGACAUUAUCAACAUUGCAAAAAAUGUAGCUAAAGAAGCUAAAAUAAAUAAAGAACUGACAGCAGGAGACAAGAGUCAACAUUCUGCUGAGGGGUUCAAAAAUUUAAGCCCAACACCUUCCAAGAGUCAGAAAAACCUAUUCUCUGAUGAAGAGGAUUCUGAAGACUUGUUUUCUUCACAUGAGUCCAGAGAAGUGAAGAAUUCAGCUUUGUCAUCUACUAAAGUAAUGGCAAAAACAUCAAUGUCUUUGUUUGAAGAUGAGGAAGAAGAGGAACUCUUUGGAUCUCUGCCUAAGAUGUCAACAUCUUCUCAGGAGAGAACAGCCACCUUGUUUUUCAGCAGUGAUGAAGAGGAUCAUUGUAAUAAUAAAAAACAGGUCAAAACUACUUCGGAAGGAAGUAAAAAAAAGGAACCUAUAAAGUCUGCCUAUGGGGCCAGUCAAACUAUUAAGAGGGGCCUCUUUGAAGAAGAAGAUGAUUUCUUUGUUACCACAAAAGACAGCAAUAAAAAAAUACCUCAGAAAAUGGCUCCUCUGUCUGAAGAUGGUACCUUGCACUAUAGCCCUCAACCAGCCUCAACCAGCCCUCAGCCAGCCUCAUCUGAUGCCCAAACAGUAACAGUACCUGCAGAUCAACAGGAAGAUUUCCUGGAAAGACCACAGAAGAAAUCAGUAGAAAAGAAAGCAAGACCUUUGGAAGAAUCUGAUAUACAUCAUGGUUAUAAUCUUGGAGGUGGGGACGCGGUGGCGCUGCGGCUUCUGUCUGUGAACUUCCAGCUCUUUUUGGAGAAAGAUGCCAAGAGAAAGAUGAGAAGUGUGUUCAGUUUGUUUGAGGAAGAGGAGAAAAAUGAAGUUAUGGAUACCAAUAAGAACAAACAUGUGGGAAUAGGGAAGCCUUCAGAGAAGAGCACAGGUGUGUUUCAGGAUGAGGAACUUCUCUUCAGCCAUAAACUGCAGGAAGACAAUGAUCCUGAAGUCGACCUUUUUGCCAACAAAAAAGGGAUUCCAAGCUCUAAAGCAAAAUUAUUGUCUGGAGAAUGGCUAUUUGGGGCUGAUGACAGUGGUGAUGAUGGUCUCUUCAGCAAUUCUACAACAAAGCCCUUGGUACAUUUGGAAAUUAGCCCAACAGAUAAACUGUCUGGGAGAGCUUCUACUAUGAAACCACCAUCAGAGGCACCAUAUCAUGUGCCUAAUGACACAAAGCAUACCAAAGUAGUCUCUGCCACCAGAAAUACUACAGAGAUGGGAGUCAGUUUUGAUUGCCCUAUGAAAGCAGACACCUUGCAUAAUGCCAACAAGGGAAGAAUCAAAGUGAGUGGGAAACGAAGGCCACCAACCAGAACUGCCAGGCGAUUAGCUGUUGAAGAGCUUGACAAAAAUGAAAUAAAUACCACAGAGGACCCAUGUCUGCCUCUCUUAAAAGGAAAUUCUGGGCCAUCAGCUAUAUUAUAUAAUAGUGAACUACGCAGAAAGGCAAAUACUGAAAAUGCUUGCUUGGUUAUAUCAACCAACAGCAGCCACCAGCCCAGUGAGUCAAAAUGUAGCCCUCUUGUAAAAUCAACAGCCUAUUCUGAUGGGGAUGAUCUCUUUGAGUCCAACCAACUUUUUACCAAGGAUAAAGACUCUAAAGCAGCCGUAAGACCAAAGGCAACACUGGAAACUGAGGGCAUUGUAAGUCAGGCCUCAGAAAGAGACGAGCAGUUGCCUGCUGCAUUAGCACAAGACAGUACAAGUUGCAAUGACCUCUUUCAGUCUGGAAAGACGUUAAGGAAAGUCAGCCCUGUCCCUUUCCUCGAAGACAAACAGGAUGUCUUCACCACUAGAAGGAAAACUAUGAAGAGGAAAGGACGCGAACUCACAUCUCAGUUACCUCAGAGUUCUCCAGUCCAUGACAUUUUUGAGGAUGAUAUAUUUGCAGUAGAAACUUUUAAGCUGCCAGUCAAAGCAAAAGAGUUGGAAGUCAACUUGUUUGAUGAUGAUGUUGACAUCUUUGCUGAUCUUGCUGUAAAAUCAAAGGAAAAGAGUACCAGAAAGAAGAUAGAAGCUAAAUCCAUAUUUGAUGAGGACACAGAUGAUAUCUUCUCACCUGUUAGUCAAUCUAAGACAUCAAUCAAAAAGACAGCCUUUCAGACAGUCUCAGGAAGUAAGUGUGAACUCAGAACAGCAAGCACUUUUGAAGACCCUCUCAGUGCAUUUGAAGGGCAAUAAUAAAGAGACUGCUGGAUAAUUUAAAAUACACUUGUGUCACUGAAUGCAAAUUCCUUUAUUUUCUAAUCAAAUACCUGAUAUGAUAAAACUGAAUAUUCUUGGACUCAUUCACUUACCUAUUUUACUCCACAUGGCAUUUAAAAAAAAUAAUGUUGUAAAAGUUGUUUGAGCAAACGAUAACUGUCCUAAUUAGCUUGUUCUUGGAAAUGUAAUAUAUUAUAUAUAGUAUAAAUCAAAAUUACAAAAACAUUAAUAUUGCUCAAUGGCAUUUAUGACACCAGUAUUUUCUGAUCUGCUAUAUUGUAAGCAAACUCACUUUCUGGAAUUAAGUUUAUGAUUAUAACUCAUGAUUAUCAGAAUCUAUAUUCUCCUUUUGGGUAUAUCCUUGGUUACAGAUAAAGAUUGUUUCAUUUUGCUGGAAGGGAUGGGAUGAGAUAAGAUGGAAUGGUAUCAUUCACUACUAUACAUACACGUGGAUAAGCCCAUCCACGGAUAAGCUGACCCUCAAUUUUUUUACCAAAAUACCAUGAAAAAUGUGCCAUCUGAGGAUAAGCCAUCCCAUAUUUUUCAUGGUACUU
Molecule: messenger RNA, 4262 nt
Organism: Candoia aspera
Lineage: Eukaryota; Metazoa; Chordata; Lepidosauria; Squamata; Candoiidae
Gene: WASHC2C
Product: WASH complex subunit 2C
Exons: 28
Coding region: 40-3684 (1214 amino acids)
Biological process (GO): chromatin organization
Cellular component (GO): nucleus
Source: RefSeq, a predicted model, not a curated record